AUGGCCCGGCUCCGGCCCCCUCCCGGCCGGCGCGGCACGGCGCGGCCUGGCUCCCGGCAGGCCCGCCCCUUCCGUCGACGUCACUGCCCCUCCAGGCAACCGCCCCGCCUGGCGGAAGUGCGCACCGCGACUUCCUCCCGGGUCUGGUCCUUGAUUGGGAAUGAGCAGCAGCGCCUGGGGAACUCAGUGGUCCGACAGCAGCCUGAGUCGUGCCUAGUCGCCCGCCCACAGCACUCUCCAGCCGCUCUCUCCAAGACUAGGGCUCCCAUAGGAGCACGGCGGUUGACGGGGGCGGCUUUCAUUGACGCUUGUCUGAUCUCGAAGCCUCCUGCGCUCCCACGUCCUAAUUCCCCUGCAGGCAUAAACCUUGUCCUUGGCCUAGCCCGCCAAGGGGCCCUAGACGUGAGCGCGCUGGCGCCCAGCGGAGAAGUGCGGGGCCCCGGGCCGGGGGCUGCUGUGAACCGGCCCCGGCUGCGGCUGCUGCUGCUUCUGCUCCUGCUGCCGCUGCCCGCCGGGGCCUGGUACAAGCACGUGGCGAGUCCCCGCUAUCACACCGUGGGUCGCGCCUCGGGUCUGCUCAUGGGGCUGCGCCGCUCGCCCUACCUGUGGCGCCGCGCUCUGGGCGGGGUCGUUGGACCGCUGUCCCCGGACUCUGUGAUCCCGGGGCCGGUCGCCAGCAGCGCUCUCCUCCUGCUUCCUUCACCGGCGCAGGAGCUGUGGGAGGCGCGACGCAGGAGCUGGCGGGCUGGGCUCCCCGUCUAUGCGCCCCGGAGUCCGCCGGACCUGGAGCGAGCCCGCCAACCCGAGCAGUCGCUAAGCCUGCGUUCCCGGAUCCCAGCCAGAGCCUUCGGAGAGACGCUUCGCACCCAGCCAUGGUUCCUGCAGCACAUCCUCAUUGCGGACCCUGUCAGGCUCCAGGACCGUCCCAAGAACUUACGGGGGCCCCAUGCCUGACCUAGGCAGGAGCAAUUGCGGCUGUUUCC
Molecule: messenger RNA, 983 nt
Organism: Onychomys torridus (southern grasshopper mouse)
Lineage: Eukaryota; Metazoa; Chordata; Mammalia; Rodentia; Cricetidae
Gene: Npw
Product: neuropeptide W
Exons: 4
Coding region: 1-954 (317 amino acids)
Biological process (GO): G protein-coupled receptor signaling pathway; feeding behavior
Molecular function (GO): G protein-coupled receptor binding
Source: RefSeq, a predicted model, not a curated record